CAGAGGACCAACCAAAUAUGUCUUGUUUGUGAUGGCUGCGAGCCAACCAUAAUGGCAGUAGAACUAGCUAUUCUUUAUGAAUCGUCGUCGCAACAGAACAGGUCAUGUACAUGAUGUAGUAUAUAGUCAGAAGUUCUAGGCUAGAAUCGUCUCAUUAAUGCCUUUUAGGAAACAAUGCGAAAAGUAUAAAGGGACGGGAAUAUGAAGAACAUCACCAAUAUAUCAUCGAGUCAGACAUGGCCACCUGGUACCCCCGCCAUGCCCGCAGAUAUAAUAGCAAUCAACAAAUCGUUCAACAUCUCAUCGGAAUAUGAUGAACAGUAUCCAUACUUGGUGUUGGCAAAAACUAUCUUCAGGAACUGGGCUCCCAUCUUCGUUUCACUGGUCGGAAUAUUCGGAAAUGUCAUUUCGUUCUUCAUCACCACGAAGAAGGAAUAUCGUCACAUCAGUACAUGCCUGUACAUGUCGGCACUCGCUGCAGUGGACACAGUGUUUUUAGUCGAGUAUUUGAUCGACGUUCCGUUUUUCUUUGGUCUCAAAUUUACAAACCACCUCAUUGUAAUUAGAUUCCUCACCUAUGCAAUGUACUCUAGCGCUACGUCUUCAAGACUUAUUUUGGCCGCCAUGACAGCUGACCGCGCUUGCGCAGUAUUCUUGCCGCUAAAAGCCAGGUCCCUUUGUACAGUGUCACAUGCAAGGAAGGUGAUUGUGAUGUUCAUAUUGAUACCAGCAGUCGUCAACAUCAAUAUGAUGUUCACGUAUGCAGUGGUAGGAGAGGACUUCGAUACGAUUGUGUUGAGCGUCAGAGAUUAUCCAUGGCUUGAAAUAAUCAUCACAAUUUACCAAUCAGCUGUUCUAACUGUUAUUCCAUUCUCCGUAAUCCUCAUAUCUAACAUCCUAAUUGUGUUCAGCGUCAGGCGGGCAGCAACCAACAUGAAUAAACUCGGCCAGGACAACAAACAGGGAAGCUCAGAAAACAAGCACCUGACUAGAAUGCUUCUUUUAGUGUCUUUAGCUUUCGUGUUGUGCUGCGCGCCGUACACACUUUUUGAGAUUUUUUAUAAGAUUCUUGCAUUGGUCGGCGCCGUGGAUUACAGUGCGUAUUGGACCAUACGUAUGGGUGUCAUCGGAUGGGGUACGGCGGCCAUCACUCAGGCGAACCAUGCUGUCAACUUUUAUCUUUACGUACUUGGAGGAGGAAAGAAGUUUAGAACGGAUGCCAUAAAUGUCUUGCGAUUGGCCUGAGCGAAAUCGGCGUUUGCAUUGCGUUUGCAUUGCAUCGCGCAACGUCUUAGGUCUCAUAAGGGGUUUCAAUGUAUUCAUGCGCAGCGCAAUGUCCCCCAGCACGAUAGUUCCUAAAAAAAUCGUUGAUUUCUUGGUCCUCAGUGUAUGCCAGUGUUGAUUUAGCAAUUGUUUUGGCAAAUACAUGUUAUUGGGAGUUUCUGAAACCUGGAGCACUGCUCAACACGGUGAAUACAAGAAACUACGGACUUUACUGCUGUUGCCGACGUAUGUGCACACUGAACUUGGGAUGUGCGUCGGGCUUGUCUUUAAAUGCCGUCCAGUGCCCGUUGGGGCGUUUUUGCUGAUUUGUUCAAAAUUCAAUAUAUCUCAAAAGCUCAAUGGUUGACCCUCAUUUUUUUUUCUUUUUGUGUAGCGUACGCAACUUUCUUUCACGGGAGAAUGGGCACUGUAAGAAUUAUCCAGGAAGAAAUGUAUAAAUUUUGCGUUUUUCCAUGAUUGUUUGGCCCAAUUGGAAAUAUUGCCAUUUUGGAUGGUGAACAGAGCCAGGAGCCAGUGCGGCGCUUAUGAUUUCUUUAAAGAAAUAAAACGCCGGAUUUAACAUCCUGCAGAAAGAGUUGAAUCAGGCGUUUCCAGUGAUAUAAGACACAAAUUAGUUGUCCUCAUGCAAUCACAUUGGAAACGCAUUUUAAAAUAAAUGUCACGUCCUGUUAAAGGGUCACGUCAUCAUA
This is a messenger RNA of Lineus longissimus, 1973 nucleotides long. RefSeq names its product FMRFamide peptide receptor frpr-18-like. The transcript has 3 exons. The coding region runs from base 202 to 1245 and encodes 347 amino acids. The record is from RefSeq and is a predicted model, not a curated record. Gene Ontology annotation, cellular component: plasma membrane. Gene Ontology annotation, molecular function: G protein-coupled receptor activity. NCBI's taxonomy places the organism in Eukaryota, Metazoa, Nemertea, Pilidiophora, Heteronemertea, Lineidae. Gene Ontology annotation, biological process: G protein-coupled receptor signaling pathway.